This is a messenger RNA of Temnothorax curvispinosus, 2787 nucleotides long. RefSeq names its product myb-like protein AA (gene rau). Gene Ontology annotation, biological process: positive regulation of epidermal growth factor receptor signaling pathway; positive regulation of fibroblast growth factor receptor signaling pathway; signal transduction. Lineage: Eukaryota; Metazoa; Arthropoda; Insecta; Hymenoptera; Formicidae. The record is from RefSeq and is a predicted model, not a curated record. The coding region runs from base 294 to 1136 and encodes 280 amino acids. The transcript is spliced from 5 exons.
GCUGUGUGUCGCUAAUAAUCGCGCGCGUGUUGGUAGUAACGGGGGACUUAAAGUUAGUCGAGUUGUUCUCGUUUAAAACAAUCAGCAGAAGAGGAAGGACCAAUUAUACGGACCUGCGACCGUCUGUCACCGACCUUCUGCUUCCCUUAGUGUGCCGGAUCAUGCCACAAGUAUAGACCACCAUCAAGGUCUACGCCAACUGCCUGCGACCGGACAUCGAAUACAAGACCCUAAGCAUCACCUAUGAGACGACUUGUCGCGAGGUUGUGCAAAACCUUCUGAACAAGUAUCGCAUGCGACACCGCGACCCCCGGUUGUUUUAUCUGACCAUGGAGGUGACCGUGAGGAGGGCCAAUGUGCGUACCACCCUGCCGCUCGACGAGGACGCGAGGCCAGCCGUCCUGCAGUCCUGCCAUCCUCGCGGCGAUUCCAAGUUUUCGUUGCAGACACACCGUGGCGGACUCGUCAAAAUAUACGACAGCGCACUCAUGUCCGGGUCUAAGUACAAAAGUCUUUUGGUCUCGGAGCAGACCACCGUAGACGAGUUGAUCCAGAUGUUGCUGAGUUGCUAUAGUUCCAAGGAACCGGUGGAGCAAUUCUCUCUCUACGAGGUCUGCGAAGGUGAAGAGUACCAAAGGAAAUUACACCCCGACGACUCCCCACUCAAGGUCACACAACGGUGGACCAGCGCGGAUCGACAUCUUCGCAUUAGGCGCAAUCCAGAUUAUAAUCAGCAUAGGCGGAAGAGUAUGUGGGCGUCGGACUCAAGCAUCACUAUGGCGAUGUCGAGGCUGAAUCUCCACGAUAGUCUUCCUAUCCACUACAAUCCGAGAAUCGAAAACAACAAUCAUUUGAGCCUGCAUCAUCUUGCUGGAAAAACUAGCGUCACCGCUAACAACAACAACAACAACAACAACAACAACAAUAUCAUCCAUCGGGAUCAGCAUCACUCAUCGUCAUUAGGCUCCAUCAGUCAAACGUCGCGAAUCGUCGUGUCCCACGGAACGGAUCUUCCGCAAGUGCAGCUGCCGCGGUUGCAGCAAUUCCCGCAGAGCGUCCCGUCGACGCCGCUCUCGUCGAAACACGUCGUGACUGCCUCCUCCUACGCCGAUUACGAAAAUUAUCUUUUUAUAUAAGGACCGAAUCGUUGACGAACUCACGUAAGCACGAUCGAAGUUAGAAUAAGAGCUACAUCGAUCACAAAGGUUUACCCCGCGAAACGGUCAGAGUUACCAGAGACUCGUUGGAGAUACGAGAAAACAUACGUUGCGACUGUUCGAUAGAAUUUGUCUUCGUAUGUAAUAUUUAGACCUCAAAUAUUAUGAGCACUAUGAGGCGCGAGCAAACGUGUACCAUCAAUUUUUAUUAAAGAAGAUGACUUGCCUUUUUUGUCACAGAUUAGAUUUAAACUACCAUUGUGCUUCCUUUUGAUUAAUUUUAUUGUAAUAGCUCGACGAAGCUCAUUAAAGAAAUUUGUAUAAAGAAAUACAUAAUAAUUUUUAGUGGUUUUGCGAUGUUCAAUAUAAUAGAAGUUUCCUAAACAAAAUUCAAAAAGAAUUAAAUGCAGAGUUAAAUGCUCGUUUGCCGCUUUGUAUUUCAGCUGAUUAUAAAGGCUGAUAACACUGAACAAAGAGAAUUUACGAUAUUAGUUAGUAGUGAGGGAAAUUGUACCAAAGGUAGUUGUAUAAAAUUUUAGAUAUAUAGAUACAUCUAUACAUAUAAAAAUAAUAUGUCCUGUAUUCAUAAAAACGUAUACAUAGUGUUUACCAAGCCUGACAUUAGAUUUUGAUAAUUUUUAUAAACAUUUCUUUUUACAUUCGAAAAAGAAAUAUCCAGUCGAUACCUUGAUAAUAAAUUGUUUUAUAUUUUCUAUAAAAUUAGUCGAUAGAUAAUUUCAAUAAGAACGUGAUUGCAUAUACAGUUCGAAAAUAAUAUUCGCUUGCGUGGAGCAAUUUUAGAUGCGCAAGAAACGAUUAAUUAGAACAGAAAUAUUAUUAUUUAUUUAUGUAAUGUAAAAAAAUAUGUAAAAGGCAUUUAGUUAAGCUCAUUUAAAAAAGGUUUUAAAUUAUUAACAUUUUCAUCUAUCCAAAAUUUCGUGCAAUCCAGCUAGAAGCAGGAUGCCGGACGUAUAUCUCUUAUAUGUAAGCGCUACAGGCGGAAAAUAUUUAAGUAACACUCGCCGUUAUCGCGUUGAUUAGAAUUACCGCGAGAAAUGGUAAUAACCGCUUUCAAUAACGUACGUAAUAUACUUAUCGUUCUUCUUGCAAUCGCUUGUGAUUACAGAAAUGUAAUUUACAGUACGUCAGGCGAGUUGGUAUCCAUGGUUACGAUUGUAAACGUAUUUCUUUCGCUAUCGCAAAGGCAAACAAUCUUAUCGCAUUGAAUCGACAUAUGAAACUGCUCGAAAUAUUUCAGAAGUUACUUCGCGAUAAUGGUGAUUCACACGACUUCCUUGUUCCCAUACGGAGGAAAUGAAAAUCAAGCUAUAUUUUUUCACUGCUGUGCGUUUAAUAUUUUAUUACCAAAGAGCUUCUCGAUACGAUACGUAUAUAAAAGUAUAGACUAACACGCGCGUGUGUCGAAUACGGCAGCCGAAUGUGCAUUUAUCUACAGGAGUCUUUGAUGUGUAUAUCGUCAGCGUAACGAUGUGUGUCGAUGGAACAUGAUUUCGCGUCAUACUUAUGUGUCGAAUUAAUGUACCUACGUAGAGUGUAAAUAUCUUUUUGUAUUGUCCGUUUAUAUUUUAUAGGAGAGAAUAUCGAAUAAUGAUUCAUGUGUCCUAAGUCA